AUGGAUGGUGGGUGUCGUUUGUGUCUAAAUGGUGCCUUACAAGUUGGGCCGCGAGACGUCUGGAUGGAUGGAGAUCCAAAUUGGCCAGGCGUCAAGACACUAAAAGCUAAGAGCAAGCCAGGGCAAGAAGCAAAGAAGGGACGAGAAAAUAGAGACAAGACGUCCCGGAAGUCAGGUGAGACGAGAAAGAGACGUCCAAAGAUAGAACCCUUAAGUAACGUUUCUCAACCUCCGCAGUUUGCUAUGUUACCGCAGGAUAGCGCGGCAGACUCAAGUAUCAAGCGUGGUUUAAGUCACCUCACCUUAUGUACUCCUCCUCACGCAUCAGACAGUUAG
Fusarium graminearum PH-1 is the source of this 336-nucleotide messenger RNA. RefSeq lists its product as uncharacterized. The transcript has a single exon. NCBI's taxonomy places the organism in Eukaryota, Fungi, Ascomycota, Sordariomycetes, Hypocreales, Nectriaceae. The coding region runs from base 1 to 336 and encodes 111 amino acids. The record is from RefSeq and is a predicted model, not a curated record.